Molecule: messenger RNA, 390 nt
Organism: Rotaria socialis
Lineage: Eukaryota; Metazoa; Rotifera; Eurotatoria; Philodinida; Philodinidae
Source: the annotation of a GenBank genome assembly
AUGCUUUUUACUGUGUUUUUGUUGAUUCUGUUCUUCAACGGUAUUUCAUCUCAACAAGGCAUAUUUGAACCUUAUACAUUUGGAGAAGGUAGUUGUACAGGCAGUUACAAAUGGACGACAUGGUAUGAUACAAAUGAUCCAAGUGCAACACAAGGCGACGUUGAAAUUACUAAUCAUAUUCAAAAGCUUUUCCCAACUUUUAUGUGCUUAUAUCCAACUGCAAUCGAAGCUCAAACUUCAUAUGGUGCAAGUCCUUCAACUACUGGAGAUGUAUUUCGAAUUACUGUUAAAGAUGGAUUUUUAUGUUUGAAUCAACAAAUUUCUAAUUAUAGAAACAGAAUUUGCAAUGAUUACAAAGUUCGUUAUUGUUGUCCAGCUACUGCUUCUUAA